This is a messenger RNA of Dendrobium catenatum, 759 nucleotides long. RefSeq lists its product as uncharacterized. The record is from RefSeq and is a predicted model, not a curated record. Bases 1 to 759 code for a protein of 252 amino acids. The transcript has a single exon. NCBI's taxonomy places the organism in Eukaryota, Viridiplantae, Streptophyta, Magnoliopsida, Asparagales, Orchidaceae. Gene Ontology annotation, molecular function: zinc ion binding; nucleic acid binding.
AUGGGAAAGAGUCCAGCUUUCCCAAUUUGCAGCAUGGAAUUGAGAAGAGAAUGGAACAAAUUUGGCAGUGUACACUUGACAACACUUGGUAUGGGAUGGAUUCUAUGCUCUUUUAAAAAUACUGAUACAAUGGAAGAAGUAUUAAAUGGUGGCCCAUGGUAUGUUGGAAGGAACAUUGUGGGAAUGGAUAGAUGGUCUCCUUCAUUUGAUCCUAAAUCAUUCAAGGGAAUUACAACACCUGUAUGGAUUCAGUUUCCAUGUCUACCUCUCGUUUGUUGGGAUGAGGACAAUAAUGCAAGGAUAGCUUCCUUUAUAGGUAAACCAUUGUUUCUUGAUAGAAACUCUUUCAAAUGUGGGAAAAGAGAGUAUGCUCAAAUUUGUGUUAAAAUAAACCUGGAAAAUAAGUUACCAAACAAUGUUUGGGCGGAUGGAACUUUAGGUAGAUUUUUUCAAAAAGUGGAGUAUGAGAAGAUUGAUCUAUUAUGCUACCAUUGUGGCAAAGUAGGUCAUGAGAGAAUUACUUGCCCGGAUGAUAAGACAAUUCCAAAAGCAAUGCAACCUGUGAAGCAGGUAUUUAAACCUGGAAAUGAUGUCCAAGUGCCAGUAGAGGCAAAGGAUUCUGAUGUGGGAAAUUCGGAGUAUGGACCAUGGAUUCAAGUCAAAUUUAAGAAUAAUAAAUUCAGGAAUGGAAGAUUCAAUGGGGGAACCAAAUUUGUGAACAAAACUAUUAAGGAUUCCCUCAUAAAGAAUAUAAAUUAA